CGCAAGAGGUGCAAAAGAAUAUUAAGGGGCAUGGUAUUAAUAGAUGGUAGAGAGGUUGGGUCUCUUGGACCACUUUUCCGUGACAUAGAAAGUGGGUCUCUUAGACCCUUUAUUGGUACCGAAAAGUGAUGCCUGAGGUGACAGCACACGCCUGUUUAUUCCCUUUCAGGAAGGUCGAUGCCUGCCACCGUAUCCCUGCACCUCACAACCAAAACAAGAUGAACCAGGUCCUGGACGAAGAACUUGACGGUAACGUUAUGUGGGAGGAAAAAGUGCUCCCCCGAAAUGUUGAGUCCGUCAUGGACGCCAUCUUCGCUCAAUCAGAUUUCACGCCAGAGAGUAUCGGUACCAUUAUGUAUCAACCAAUUAAGUCUAGCUCAGGGAGGAAAAGUACCGGAGUGCCUGUGUUCAUACCUGCUGCCAGGGGCGCGGGCGGCACGUGGCAAUUGGAUAGGAAGAACAUCCAACCAAGGAGUUUGGUGAGGACUUCGGCUAGCAGGAAGAAGAUGCCGCAUAAGAAGACGAAGCUGCGUUCGCAGACAAGCACGGCGGUGUCCGCGCUGACCGACACAGAAGUGGAGGGGUUGGAUUCUUCCCUGACAGCACCUGACACCAACAAGAGCUUCAACGCUCAAGAAUACAAUGACAAGAAUCCGAACAACAAGCGAGUCAAGACAUCGGCAACAGCAGAAGGCAGAUGGACCCUGCUUUUCAAUACCAUACAAGCAGCCAUGCAUUCGUUGUACGCGAAGUUGAUAUGGGCCAGCCCACCAUGGGCCCACAUUAUAUGGGUAUGUCUAUGCCUCUGUGUGGGCCCCACUGGUAUCGUGUACCCAGUGACUAUGGGUGGGCCCAUGGGUCACAUUCUUCGAGACAUUGGAGUGGGCCCACAGGGAUUUGGAUAG
Messenger RNA from Suillus fuscotomentosus, 905 nucleotides. RefSeq lists its product as uncharacterized. Bases 129 to 905 code for a protein of 258 amino acids. The transcript is spliced from 4 exons. The record is from RefSeq and is a predicted model, not a curated record. Lineage: Eukaryota; Fungi; Basidiomycota; Agaricomycetes; Boletales; Suillaceae.